GUCAACAACAUCUGCAGGAGCUGUGGCUAUGGGUACAAAUUUCUAUAAUACUAAACUGUAAUGAGAAAAGUGAGAGAGAGAUGAGUUGAAAAAUAGUGUGGUAGCCUGCACAGUUUGCUUCCUGUUUGAGCGCUACAAGAACACAUUGAGGCGUACGCAAAGAUAUUCUCCAAGGAGAGAAAAGAACGAUUACUCGUAAGACAAUGGACAAAGGAUUACUUCCCGUUGGGUCACGGAUAUAGUUUAACGUUUUGCAUCGAAUUUUCAUUCAAAAAUUGUAUUAAUAUUAUUAAUAUAUUAUUAUAAUAUAUAUUGUUAUGAAUUAAAUUUUAUUGUUGACAGUGACGUCAGAAUGUUUACCCUUUCCCCAAAUUUGACGUGGCCGGCGUCUGCGUGCUGCUUUGGUCUAACAGCUAGAUCUACCUUCUGUUGACUCUAGAUCCUUCUAGUAGCUGUGCGUAGAGGAUGUGACUGCCUUGCAACCAGAAUGUUCGGUGCGAGAGAGCGCAUGCGUGAACAUGAACUGUUUUCUGUACUUGUCUUCAGAUUCUGUAUAGAGGCAGAGAGGUAGAGAGUGCAAUGACUAAUCGUGAUGUUGCUGCAGGAGUCGCGCCAGUGUGUGUGUGGAUUGCUACUCUUCUGUGUCAAGCAUGUCGCCUUUAUAAAGUGUGACUGCUGGUUGUGAGAUCGAAGAUCAUCGCAUUCACAAACUCUAAGGAAGUCCGGGUUCCGCGACUUAACGCGUACGACAGCACUUGCCAACCUGCCUACCACCCGAACUUCGCUCGGCAACUGAUCGGGUGGGUGCCAAGUGACCCGACCGUGGCUUCCUGCAGGUGGACAAAAGUAUAGCAAUGUACAGGUCUGGCAAGAAUCAAGUCGUCGACUGACAGUAAAACACCCGACGUCAGAAAAAUUAUCUUCAGUUUGAGGAUUUCUUCGGACGACUGAAGGUUACUAGAUCGACACAAUGACUGCAGAUACCCAGCAAAAGUACCUAAACACAUAAAACACCCGAAAGUGAGCUGCUCCUGUCGCCACUUUCAGCAGCAGUUCCGGUAACAUAAAAUCUUUGACUUCUGCGCCGUCCCAACAGAAAGUCGCUGAAGAAGGACGAAUGAAGGGCUGGGAGAAAUAAACCGACGUUACACUGUUGCAAGAGUUUGCCUAGCUGUUCAUGUCGGUCGAGUAGCCUUAUCACCACAACAUCGCACUGGUGAGCCUGGCACGUUCUGUCUGCUGACCAGGCCACGGAGAUGAUGGAGCCGCUGCAGCUGCCGCCUGCCAAGCGACUGGUGAAGACGGCGCUGCACCAGGCCGUGCUGGACGGACGCCUGCACCAGGUGCGCCUUCUGGUGGCCAAACAUGGCGUCCGGGUAGACCCAAAGGACAUGCAUGGCCGCACACCGCUCAUGCUGGCCUGCAUGUUGGACAACGAGGAGCGCGCUCUCAAGAUGGCGGCCAUAUUGCUCAAGGCAGGAGCGUACCUGAGUGCGCGGGACUCUCUGGGCCGCACCGCCCUCAGCUAUGCCUCCCUGAACAGACACAAAGCGAUCGUCAGCAGCAUCCUGAAGGAAGACAUCUUGGACGUCAAUGAACCUGACAACGACGGGAACACUCCCCUGCAUCACGCAGCCAUCAGUGGCAGCCCUGCCAUAGUGAGAAUGCUGGUGGAGACGUUUAACAAAUUCGGGCUCAGCACAGACAAUCGCAACAAACUGGGUUACACACCUCUGUUGCUGGCAUGUAAGAACGGAAAUUAUGUCUCGGCAUACACACUUCUGACCCUGACAAAAUCCUUGCCUGCUCUCAGAGACAACGAGUUCCGCAUGAGCGCCAGGGAAUGGAUACAGAAAUCGUAUCACCGUAAGAAACACUUUGUCGAGCGGAGUCUUGUGUCGUCAGCUCCUACGUCACUUCCUCCGCCUCACACGCUGUCGUUCUCGCGCGAAUACACGAUGUACCAACCGUGCGUGACGCCGCCAUGUCAGCAUCCCGUCACACCCAGAGCCACACAGCUGUGCCGCACAGCGAGACCGACCCUCAAACCUCUCGGACCUUCGACGGAUUCAUCGACAGACGAGGAGAAGGGCCUGCCAGAGGUCUUCAUCGAGAAGUCGAACGCUCGCCAGAUGCUGCUGGAGCUGAUCGACGAGUUGGAGAGUAAGCAGAGCCAGGUAACCGGAAAGACAUCCAGGGGGCGCUUGUCUCAUCCCCCUACCCCCAAACUACUGGCUCUGUCCAGACGGGGAAAACGUGGAGUACCCCACGACGUGGUCAGCCUCUUCAAAAUCUACUCGGAUCAGUACUACCCCGACGACUGGCGUUCGCCCAAGAGUAACGCGCAUCUCGCUCGAGAAGAGUGGUUGCUGCCGCAGAACGGACCUGCCGCUAAUAAAGUGGACAAAGACCUACACACCACGGAUGCACUUUGAAAUGAUACCUUGAAGCUUCACUGGCAAUGCCCUGUAGCUCUGUCUGCUUUGCUUGUUUUGUGUGUCUUGCACGUAAGGCUUCAUCCUGCUUUUGCUUGGGAUGUGUAAUUUUGAGUCGUAAUUAAAACAUAGACCACAAAUAACUUACAUUCUGCACACAAUGGCCGCUGAUGAAGAAGAUGCUGGACUGUGUGGAUCAAGGCACUUAAAUUGUUUGACAAUGAGAUGACUUUCACGAAUAUUUGUUAUCUCAUUUUUGAAUGUUGCUCAUAUAUAUAUAACGUAAAAUAUUUAUGUUACCUUCUUUUACGACGUACAUAGCAUUGCGUGUUCAGCUGUGACAUAACCAAAGAUUUCAAUCAAGAGUUGGGAGAAUGUAAAAAGGUGGAAGCAUCAAACUUUUCCCUUUCCUUCGGAGCGGUGACGGAAAAACUCUUCGUGACUACGGAGCAGUAUCUGGUGCGGGAUUUAUUGUGGAAGCGAUGGACUUCACCUUCCGCGUGAUGUACAUCAGAUACCAAACCACCUUCAGUUGACUCUACAGAUUCUACCAAAGAAACCUUUUUAAAAUGGUUAUGUCAUUGCUGCUUUUGCGUCAGGGAGCAUGAGUUUUAUUUUAAGAAUGGAAAUAAAAAUCACUGUUCUAUUACCUUUACAAUUCUCAUGUGUGUGUGUGUGUGCGUAUGUGUGGGUGGAUGAGAGAGAGUAAACGUGCUUGUGUGCAUCUGUAAGCUUAUGUGUUUAAAACAUCAAGAUUCUGGACAUAAAUAAAAUCACCAUGGAGGAAGG
Molecule: messenger RNA, 3224 nt
Organism: Pomacea canaliculata
Lineage: Eukaryota; Metazoa; Mollusca; Gastropoda; Architaenioglossa; Ampullariidae
Product: ankyrin repeat domain-containing protein 17-like
Exons: 7
Coding region: 1257-2435 (392 amino acids)
Cellular component (GO): cytoplasm; nucleus
Molecular function (GO): protein binding
Source: RefSeq, a predicted model, not a curated record